AUGCCGAACGAAAAUGUGCCAAAUAGUUAUGACAAAACAGAUAUUAUUCACAUUGAAGCAGAUUCAGUAUCUGGUGCUAUAUACGACAUAAUGGUCCAGAUAUCACAACACCAUGACGUGGGCGGUGACCAAAAAUUGAACAAAGCUCCCAGGAAUAUCCGUGCUGAUUGUUUGAGUGCUUGGGCCAGAAACGAAUCCAAUGAUGUGGAACCGUUACCGAAACAGUGCACGGGUGAUUGUGGCCGUCGUUGCAGUAAAAAUGAGAACACUAAUAAACUAAACAAUGGUGAAGAGCUGAGCAGUUAUAAGAUUUAUGGCAAGACAACUAUUGUUAAAACUGAAGCAUAUUCAGUAUCAAGUGUCUUACGUCACCAUCGUCCAAAAUAUAUCACAUCAUUGAUUGGAACACCAGUCUUAAAACAUAGUUCUGGAAGGAAAGCACGAUUGAUUAAAAUAGAUUCAAAUGAAACUGAAACAACAUACCUUUCACUACCUAGAGCCGGGGAAAAAAGAAAAAUGGUACUGACUGAGGAUAGCGACAAAAAAUUUAAAAAAGUUUAUCUACCUGAUGAAAUUUCACAUCCUGUCAAAUCAAUUAUGUUUGCCGAUGACACACAUAUUUAUCUCAAAGGGAAAAACAUUAAAUCAAUGACACGUCAACUCCAAGAUUGCCUAAACGAUCUGUCCAAGUGGUGCUUCCACUCAGGUUUUAUUUUCUCACCAGAAAAAACCAAAUGUAUAAUGUUUACCAAAAAGAAACAAAGUUCAAAACCAAAGUCAUUUUUGGGAAACACACCCUUACCCUUUGUAAACAACAUAAAAAUUCUAGGUUUGAUGUUUGAUAGCAAGCUUACUUGGAAACCUCAUAUAAGUAAGACCAAAACAACCACGACCAAAAGUAUCAAUAUCUUAAAAACGUUGAGCCAUGCUGAAUGGGGAGCUGAAAGUAAUAUAUUAAUCAACUUAUAUAGAUCUCUCGUUAGGUCCAAAUUAGACUAUGGGUCCAUCUGCUAUACCAAUGCAAACCCCAAUGUUCUUAAAACAAUUGAUAUAAUUCACAACAGUGGUCUAAGAGUUGCAACUGGAGCUUUUCGAAGCAGCCCCAUUCCAAGUAUAUUAUCUAUCUCUGGAGAACCACCCCUUCACAUUCGUAGAAUCAAAUUAGCUCUAAAUUAUAUUGCUCGCAUCCUAUCCUCCCCAGAAAAUUCAACAUUACCAUUCUUAACACAUAAUCGUUUUGCAAAUACAUUUUGCUCCAAUCCCAAUCUAAAAAAACCACUGGGUCAAAGGAUGUUAUAUGAAAUGUCACACACCAAUAUUGAUCCAAAUUUAAUUAUCAAACGAGAAUGCAGUGUGGUGCCCCCUUGGAGGGUUCCAACAUUUCUUGUGGACACCAGCCUAGCGGAUCAUAGUAAAAAAGAAACGUUAAAUGUUAUAUAUAAAAAUUUAUUCAAUGAAAUCAUGGACUCUUUUCCAUCUGAACCACAAAUCUAUACAGAUGCCUCAAAAACAAACUCAGGUGUUACGAUCGCUAUCAUAAACGGAGAGCAAUCCAUAUCGUACAAAUUACCAGACCAUAACAGUAUAUAUACGGCGGAAUACUUUGCACUCCUGGAAGGAGUCCACCUAGCCAUUCAACUACCCGAUUCCACCAUUAACAUUUGUACAGAUUCGCUCAGCGCUCUAAACAAUCUGAAAUACAAUUUACACUCAAGCAUCUUAGCAAUCAAAAUAAGCAACAUCAUUGAAAAUGCCAACAAAAACAUACGGUUCAUAUGGACACCUGGCCACAGCGGAAUUGAUGGCAACGAGAAAGCUGACAAAGCAGCUCGUGAAGCAGUAAAUAACCCUCUGACUGAAAUACGCACGUACUCCUCACUCAUCGACAUCCAUAGAAAUGUCAACACCUAUUGUACCAAUCUAUGGGAAUCUGAAUGGCGUCGUACACCCAAUAACAAACUGAGAGAAAUAAAAAAUACUACCGAAUACUGGCCUAAACCCCAUACAUCAAAUCGUAAAGAUGAAGUAGUUAUCAAUAGAUUACGUAUAGGUCACUCAAAGAUGUCCCAUGGUCAUCUUAUGCGCAGAGAAGAACCAGCAAUGUGUGUCGCGAUGUUGACAAUGUGGACAACGUGGACAAUGUGUAUUGAGACUUCUCUGGAAUAA
Metopolophium dirhodum (rose-grain aphid) is the source of this 2166-nucleotide messenger RNA. RefSeq lists its product as uncharacterized. Gene Ontology annotation, molecular function: nucleic acid binding; RNA-DNA hybrid ribonuclease activity. The transcript is spliced from 7 exons. Lineage: Eukaryota; Metazoa; Arthropoda; Insecta; Hemiptera; Aphididae. Bases 1 to 2166 code for a protein of 721 amino acids. The record is from RefSeq and is a predicted model, not a curated record.